CACUUCCAGCUGUGGGAAUAUCUGGGUAUCUGAGCGGCUGAAGUGGGCACAGACGGGGACUGCAGCAGCCGCGCGGCCGAGGGACGCGCUGCUCACCAGGCCGACGACACGAGCAGGCGGUGCGCAGCGGAGCGGCGAGCGCGGGCAUCUCAGCCUGUGGAUGGAUGCAGGACAGCGGGCUCUGAGCGCUCCGGCAUGGACCAGCGGUAACAGCCUGAGGUUCAUAAACCGAGUGGUUUGGCUGCAUCUGCUUCAUCUGUGAGCUCCAAGUUGAACGGGAGAGGGACGUUGACUUUUUACGCGUGGAGGAAAAACUCUGGAAUCGGCUGAUUUUCCUCUCCAGCGCCGGACGCAGGAACAGCUCCGUCGUUAUUCUUAGCAUCAUCUGGCACGCAGAUACUUUCAACAUUGAAGCGUUCUUGUUUUGUUUGCUUGUUUUUUUGUGUGAAAGUGUUCGGUGCGCCCCUGCGUUUGGAGCCAUGGGCUGUACGGUGAGCGCCGAGGAUAAGGCUGCAGCGGAGAGGUCAAAGAUGAUUGACAAAAACCUCCGAGAGGACGGAGAGAAGGCGGCCAGAGAAGUGAAGCUGCUUUUAUUAGGUGCAGGGGAGUCUGGGAAGAGCACCAUCGUCAAGCAGAUGAAGAUCAUCCAUGAAGAUGGCUACUCAGAAGAUGAGUGUAAGCAGUACCGAGCAGUGGUUUACAGUAAUACCAUCCAGUCCAUUAUGGCCAUCGUUAAAGCCAUGGCCAGUCUCAAGAUAGACUACAGCAACACUUCUAGAGUGGACGAUGCCCAGCAGCUCUUCGCACUGUCUGCAGCUGCUGAAGAACAGGGCAUCCUUCCUGACGACCUGGCCAACGUGAUCAGGCGGCUGUGGGGUGACAGCGGCAUACAGAGUUGCUUUGCGCGGUCACGAGAGUACCAGCUCAAUGACUCUGCAGCAUAUUACCUGAAUGAUCUGGAGAGGAUAGCUAAAGCAGAUUACAUCCCCACCCAGCAGGAUGUGCUGCGAACUCGAGUCAAGACCACUGGCAUUGUGGAGACUCACUUCACUUUCAAGGAACUGCACUUCAAAAUGUUUGAUGUGGGAGGCCAACGCUCAGAGAGAAAGAAGUGGAUCCACUGUUUUGAAGGAGUGACGGCCAUUAUUUUUUGCGUCGCACUGAGUGCUUAUGACCUGGUGCUGGCUGAGGAUGAGGAGAUGAACCGAAUGCACGAGAGCAUGAAGCUGUUUGACUCCAUCUGCAACAACAAGUGGUUCACUGAGACCUCCAUCAUCCUCUUCCUCAACAAGAAGGAUCUCUUCGAGGAGAAGAUUACUCGCAGCCCCCUCACCAUCUGCUUCCCGGAGUACACAGGAGCCAACAAGUUUGAUGAGGCAGCCAGUUACAUUCAGACCAAGUUUGAGGACCUGAACAAGAAAAAGGACACAAAGGAGAUCUACACCCACUUCACCUGUGCCACUGACACCAAGAACGUGCAGUUUGUCUUUGACGCCGUCACCGACGUCAUUAUUAAGAACAACCUGAAAGACUGUGGUCUUUUCUAAAGGAAAAUGCCCGACGCACACAGACUGCAUGAGAGACUGCAACAGCCAUGACGAUUACUGCUUUUCAUAAUGAAAACCAUAACAGACUUGAUUCCUAGAGGGGAAACCUUAAAAAACUUCAACAAUCACUGAGUUGCAACCAUCACAUUUUCUGUCAGUUGUGUUAUUAUUUUUUAUAUAUAUUUCUUACAGCUCUUGAUCAGGGGUUCUCAUACUAUUCAUACUGAACGCCUGUAAAUAGAUAUUUGACCAAGGAUCCCCUUAUUGGACAAGAAUUGUUAACAAUCAAGGGCGCUCAUCUGAGAAUAGCUGUUUUUAAAUUAGAUUUGUAGCAUAAAUUAUAUUAUCCGACUGGCUUAAGUGGAAAGUAAUUGUCGUAAAACUCGUUAUACAGUAAUAACCCAUCAUCUCAUCAUGCCACGUGGAAAAUUUGAAGUAUUUUUCAUCCUUAAUAAGCCUUCUAGGAUGAGAAC
This is a messenger RNA of Chelmon rostratus (copperband butterflyfish), 2020 nucleotides long. RefSeq names its product guanine nucleotide-binding protein G(i) subunit alpha-2. The record is from RefSeq and is a predicted model, not a curated record. Lineage: Eukaryota; Metazoa; Chordata; Actinopteri; Chaetodontiformes; Chaetodontidae. Gene Ontology annotation, molecular function: GTPase activity; GTP binding; G-protein beta/gamma-subunit complex binding. Bases 480 to 1547 code for a protein of 355 amino acids. Gene Ontology annotation, biological process: adenylate cyclase-modulating G protein-coupled receptor signaling pathway; gamma-aminobutyric acid signaling pathway. Gene Ontology annotation, cellular component: heterotrimeric G-protein complex. The transcript is spliced from 9 exons.